AAAAGAAGCCAACACAGGUGCUGUGCCAAAGACAUUCUCGAGGACAUGACUCAGUCCUGGCCUUCCCAGCAAGCCUUGGGGGGGGACCAGACCCAGCGAAUCCUCUACAACCCUAAGGAUGCAAGGCAUCCGGCCUCCCAACAAAGGCAAAGCCGUGGGGACACUCAACAGCGAAUGGCUCGUCAUCCUUACGUGGCACCUCACAAAUCAAUGCUUGCUGAUGACCUGAAGAUAAGUAGUGAUGAAGAUGACACUCAGCGGGCCAUUCAUGAGUCAGCUUCCUGGGACAGACACAGCCUGUCGGCGCAGCGAGCGCACACACAUGGCAGGAGGGUGAGACAUUCCAGCUCAGGCUCCUCGGACUCAGACUCCUCUGCAGAGUCGGGCAGCAGCAGCCUCCGUUCCCGCAGCCCGAGUCCAGAACUUCACCCGGCUCCUCCGUCGCCUCCAAGCGCGCGGCCACUGUGCAACAACAAGGAGAUUGAUCAUCGUUCCACUACCCAGUGGCAGUUAGAUAAAUGGCUGAAAAGAUCAAAGAAAAAAUCUGCCAGGUCUGACCAAGAUUUGCCUCAGGCUAUUGGAGAACCCGAGGCCUCUCCCUUAAGUCAGAGAGCCCCCUCACCAGCCAGGUCAUGGGACAGCAACCAGGAGUAUAGCCCAAGCCAAACUCCCAUUCCAAGUCCACAGUUCAGUUACAGUAACGAUAACAGCCCAGUUCCCAGCCCUGGUUACAGCUACUGCCCAAGUCCCAGCCCAUUCCCCAGCACCUGUCCAAGUCCUACACCUAGUCCACGACAUAGCCCACCUCCUAGUCCAGUUCUAAGUGUUUGCCCCAGUCCUUGUGGAACCCCCAGGACCAGUCGAAGCCCAAGCCCGAUACCUAAACAUCUCCCAAGAAGUCCUAGUCCCACCUUACCCACUCCAUCAAGGGGUUUACACUACCAUGGGGGUCAGAACCAGAACCAGUCACAUUCAAUUCUAACAUCUACCCCCCACAGGACUAAAGUAAGACCAUGGAUUGCACCAUUUCUUGGCACCAGUUUAAAGAGUAAGCCCCCAAGUAACAUUCAUCUUCAACCUUCUUAUCAGCUCAAGCCUAAGAAUCAUCAAGCACAAGAUCAAAGUCAAAGCAAGUCAAAAGAUUUUGCAGGCUCAAAUUCCCAAAUAAAUCCCAAUCAAAAAUCUACACACAAGCCUACUUCAUAUCCAAGAACUAAACAGCUUUCCAACACCCCCAAAACUAAAAAUCCAACACAUUUUGAUCAAAUUCAAGGCAACCAAUCCAAACCCAAGCCACGGCCACCAUUUCAACAACCUUCACAAAGCCCCAAAAGAACAAAGCACGUAGUGCCCACUGGCUGUGAAACCAACACAACUCCCAGUACUCAUUCCACAUCUGCCAGUAAAGCUACUAGGAAUUCUGUUACUGGGUCAACCUCUGGACCCUUCUCUAACCUUAUACACUGGACAAAGCUGUGGGAGGCUUCAAACUCAAACCCCACGCAUCCAAAUCAUGCCAAAACUCCACAAAGGAAACCUCAGUCUAAGGAACAGGAAGUAGUUCAGAGAAAACCUCAUCUGACCCAAGCAGAGAGGAGAAUACAUGAAAACAAGGAGGAUAGACAUCAUCAUGAACAACAACUAGGGAAGCUAGAACGGAAGGAAGACAGAAGGCUGGCGGAGGAGCAGUUACUAAGACGUCCCUGGAUCCAAAGUUCACCAGAAGAAGAGGAGGAAGAGGAAGAAAGAGCAACAGAACAGCAAGGUGGGAGAAAGAACACAGGAAGAGGAGAAAAUAGGAGGAAGGGGGAGCAGGCAAAGGAAGAAUGGAAAGCGGUCAGACAGGUGUCUUCUAAUGACAAACAACACCGCCUUCGAGAGACUUUAGACUGUCAAGGCAGGACAAAAAAGGGUAGAAGAUGUGAGGAGAAGAGAGAAGUGAUCAGAGACCAAUCACCCCUAUUAUCCACACACUCCCCACCUCCCCAGAGACCAUCCUUCAACUCCUGCUCCUCCUCAUCGUCAUCAUCUUCUACAACUCCCUCCAACUCAGACGCUGAAUCUGAAUGCCUUGGCUCUAUAACCAAGGUUUCUGCUGAGUCCUCUUCUCACAGGAGAGUCACCAAGACAGGGAACCAAGCUGCAAGCAGACCUGACACUACCAGACCUAAAACAGUACACCCCAGACGACCCAGCUCAGAGAAUACAUGUGAAAGGAGGCAACAAAGUGAGGCAAAGCAAAGGCUCUACACACUAGUCCCAUUUGGACGAGGGGAAAAAACUCCUUCCACCGCCCAACGGGGGCUAAGGAAUCUGGUGGUGCAGAUAGACCUCUGUCUUCUCAAGAGAGUCCCGGACAGUCCCACAGAUUCCACUGGUAAAAAACUAUCCCUGUCCAAAUCAUCUUCAUUGAUGAAGGAAAAAUCUAAAGAGGCUAUGAAACACGUUUAUGACCCCGAGACUUCCAUUACAGAAGGCAAAAGGAAACGCAAGCCAGAGAAUGGCAUAGCUCAAAGAGAAGCCAAGAGGAGUCUUCUUUAUCUAAACGAGGCACCAGGGCAGAAAGAACCUUCAUCAGUACCGACUGAGAACGUCAUUACUGAGACAGUGCACAAUGGAUACCUGGAGGAGUUCUUGGACAGCAAGAGGCCAGUGUCUCCUUUGUCUCCCUUGUCUCCACUGCCCCAGAGCCCUGAGCCCACCAGGCCUGCCUCCAAAGCAAAGACAACUACCGAACAGCAGCAGUCCCGCGCACAAAAGAGCAAAGACAAGAGCAGAGAGGCAGACGUAAAGCCUAAGACUGAGGUGGAGUGUAUAAAAGUAUCAAGGCAGCAUCAGCCACCACCCGAGUCCACCUGGGGACCAGCUGGUCACAGAGGGUCCGUACCAAGCCAAGAAAUUUCUCACCAUGCUGAAUACUACUUACAUGAAGCCAAACGGAUGAAGCACCGUGCUGAUGCAAUGGUGGACAAGCUCGGAAAAGCUGUUAACUAUGUUGAUGCGGCUCUGUCCUUCAUGGAAUGUGGGAAGGCGAUGGAGGAGGGGCCACUCGAGGCAAAGUCUCCUUUCACCAUGUAUUCUGAGACAGUGGAGCUGAUCCGGUACGCAAUGAGGCUCAAAGGUCACUCUGGCCCUGGAGCGAGACAGGAAGACAAACAGCUGGCAGUGCUGUGUUUCAGAUGCCUUGCCCUCCUUUACUGGCAGAUGUUUCGCUUAAAAAAAGAUCAUGCACUAAAGUACUCCAAAGUGCUACUUGACUAUUUCAAGAGUUCUCCCAAAGUGCCUACAACGCCACCCGGCUGGAUGGACUCUGAGAAGGCUACAGCAGGACUCCCGUCCUCACUGUCACCCACCGCAAAACACCACAGACGGGGUUCAAAUGGGGGCAGCAGCUCUGCAUCGCUCAUAAGCAUACCCCAGCGCAUCCACCAGAUGGCAGCAAACCACCUGAACAUCACCAACAGUGUCCUGUACAGCUAUGAGUACUGGGAGGUGGCAGACAACCUCGCAAAGGAGAAUAAAGAAUUCUUCAAUUACUUGAAUACUUUAUCUGGGCCAUUGACUCUUCACAGUAGCGUUGCGCACGCUGUUCAAUACACCAGGCAGGCUCUUCAGUGGAUACGCAUUAGUGCCAAACUGAACUGAUUCCAACAGAGAGGAUUUCUCCUAAAGCUGCUCCUCAAGCUUAAUUUUGCUGUGAGAAAAAGACUCUGCAGAUCUCCAAACAGCUGUGAGGAAAGCACUGAUAACCAAUGUGGUGUGUCCAAAUGGACUUAAAUGAAAUCUCACUAAGCCACAAACCGCUUUUGUUGAACGUUGGGAUGUAAACACCAGCAUUAUGUGUGCAAAGCCUUAUAAAGGACCAGUUUUGCAGCAUUCUUCCUUGUUGUUGGAUUAAUCUGAAGAGUUUUCUGUUUUGCAGCUAAUUAAGAUCUCUUUUUUUUUCUUUUUUUUUUUGCCAAAUGAAACCUGAACCUCAAAAGACAGUGAAACUUAUCUGUGUUUUAGACUUUGUAAUAACAAAGUCAGCAAAGAUUGUCUCUGGAUGCACAAGAGAAAAUAAAAAUAAAAAAUAAAAAAAUAAAACACUGAUCAAUUAUGUAUCACUCUCAAUGAGGGGAAAUUCUUUAAGAAAUGUUUCCUUUAAAGUUUCUUAUACUCUGUUUUUUACUGUGCAAUAUUUGAUGGACCAUCUUAUUUGUAAGAAAAAAAUAAACUGAGAAUGGAUAAUA
Molecule: messenger RNA, 4232 nt
Organism: Poeciliopsis prolifica (blackstripe livebearer)
Lineage: Eukaryota; Metazoa; Chordata; Actinopteri; Cyprinodontiformes; Poeciliidae
Gene: aff3
Product: AF4/FMR2 family, member 3
Exons: 18
Coding region: 46-3645 (1199 amino acids)
Biological process (GO): regulation of gene expression
Cellular component (GO): super elongation complex; nucleus
Source: RefSeq, a predicted model, not a curated record